This is a messenger RNA of Durio zibethinus, 2102 nucleotides long. RefSeq names its product transcription factor bHLH120-like. Gene Ontology annotation, cellular component: RNA polymerase II transcription regulator complex. The record is from RefSeq and is a predicted model, not a curated record. Lineage: Eukaryota; Viridiplantae; Streptophyta; Magnoliopsida; Malvales; Malvaceae. Gene Ontology annotation, biological process: regulation of transcription by RNA polymerase II. Gene Ontology annotation, molecular function: DNA-binding transcription factor activity, RNA polymerase II-specific; RNA polymerase II transcription regulatory region sequence-specific DNA binding; protein dimerization activity.
UUGACAUCUUAGGCCCCAUCCAAGAUCUCACACCCUAGCAAACGUGUCCACUGCUUUUAAUUGCCUGCCUCUUAUUGCCCCCUCGGGGGAAAAUCUUGUCUACAAUCCCAAAUCCAAACAAGCCGUAAAUGUUCCUUUUACACCUAAGCCGUGGAUGAGAUGUUCUUUCAUGUUUCUUAAUUCCAAUUCCAACCCUCAAAAACACAACCGAAUAAGAUUUUGGAUUAUGUUCCCAUGGAUGGCAGUAGUAGUAAUCUGUACAGUAAUAAGGGAAGUAGAGGCCUGCAACGAAAAUUAUUGGCAAGUGACAAAAGCGAAAUUAGUAAUGAUGAUGAUAAGAAAAAGCUGAUGCAUAGGGAUAUUGAGAGGCAAAGGAGGCAAGAAAUGGCUACCCUUUAUGCUUCUCUUCGAACUCUUCUCCCUCUCGAGUACAUCAAGGGAAAGCGUGCAAUAUCAGAUCAUAUGCACGGGGCAGUGAGCUAUAUAAAAGACCUGCAAAAUAGGAUCGAUGAACUGAAUGCCAAGAGAGAUGAGUUAAAGAAGCUAUCAAGUUCAAGUGGCUUUGACCAAGGAACGAGCUCUAACGACUCUUGCCCAAGCAGUGCUGUAGUUCGCCAAUCAUUUGAUGGUGUUGAAGUUUUGAUCAGAACUGGUCUUGGAGCUCAAGCUUUGACCCUAUCAAGGGUGCUAGAACUACUGCUUGAAGAAGGACUUGAUGUUGUUAGCUGUAUUUCUACCAGAAUUGAUGGAGGACUGAUUCACACCAUCCAAUCUGAGGUCAGUGAUCUGACAUGCGUCGAUGUACCUGGGCUGGAAAGGAAACUAAAUGAAGAAAUUUCAUCCUUGAAUCGAAUUUCCAGCUACUAAACCAUAAGUUCUUGUUGGAGAUUUUUCCCAUCACAGCUCCCACAUUUUGAUUAUGAUUUGAGUAAGGUUGGUCUUCUUCUUCUACUUAGUAUGACCCAUAUAAUAUAUCUGAUAUAUUCCAUAUCAUUUGCGACUCUGCGAGGUUUUCUGAUUUCAGAAAAACUUGGUAGAGAAUAUGUAUUAAGGUAGUAGAUCGUCUCUGAAAAUCUCCCUAAGCGAGAAUGGUCUAGGUCUACAUUUGUUAUUUUUGCUGUUAUCACAUGUAUCAGAGGAGUAGAGUUUAAUGAGAUUUUGUUAUUAUCAUAUUAUCCCUUAAUUUUUCAGAAAAAUGAAGUGAUAAAACUAGGCAGAUAUUUUCUUACAUGUCAAUGAGAACUAGAUCAACUUCAUUGUUAAACCGAUAUUCUUAAUUUUAUGCUUGAUUGGAUUCAGCUCCACCAUAUGUUACUAAUAUCAGAAUCUCAGGAUGGCUUUAGUUGUGUGGUUUGUAGGAUAAUUUCAGCCAUUAGAGAGGCUUCCUUGCUAUAAAAUCAUCUAAGACCUAUAUUUUUCCAAUAUGUGGCUGACAAGACACUGAUAGAAUUACUGAUGCAACUCAUGACAUACAUCUACAAUCAAGCAGAGUAGUCCUUGGCUCCUUGCAAUAGAAAAUGGUUGAAGAUUUGCUAUUUUAUUAUGUGUGAUAUAUACAGAAAUUAAAUUUGCUAUUGGAGUUUUAUUUUCCUUGGCAUCCGCUGGAAUUAGGAUUUGAUUUAGCAGGGAUUAGUGUUUGCUUCCCUCUAGUAUCAAUAUUAACCAGCUUCUCUAUAUAUUCCAAGGAAAUAAUGAAGUGAAUUAUUGACACAAGUUUUAUGUUGUUAGUCCUGACAUUCAUAAUCAGUUCUCCAAAUUCCAUAGAACUAAAUUUUGCUUGAGCUCUUUCACCCAAGUUGAUAAGUUAUACAAUUAGCAUUAGGUAUUAUAAGUUCAAUUGCAAUCUUAUUUACAUCGUAUUUCAUGUUACCUUUUAUCGAGCUGCAAAGGAAUUUCCUGUAAUCUUUAAAAAGUUUCAGUAAUUAUCACCCAUUUUAUACAAGUAAUUGUAGAUUAUGAGAAAGUUUACCUAAUUCAGCAGCUGCUACCUCAAUAUUGCUAUAUAUACAUGGCAAGUUGCUCAAGGUCAACAAAAGGAAAUCUCAACCAAAACAUGAAAAUAAAAUUUGAAUAGAACAACUUAUAUGAGCUGUUCAAAUGAA